Messenger RNA from Lolium rigidum, 312 nucleotides. Its product is annotated as histone H4-like. The transcript has a single exon. The coding region runs from base 1 to 312 and encodes 103 amino acids. Gene Ontology annotation, cellular component: nucleosome. Lineage: Eukaryota; Viridiplantae; Streptophyta; Magnoliopsida; Poales; Poaceae. The record is from RefSeq and is a predicted model, not a curated record. Gene Ontology annotation, molecular function: protein heterodimerization activity; DNA binding; structural constituent of chromatin. Gene Ontology annotation, biological process: nucleosome assembly.
AUGUCGGGCCAUGGAAAGGGAGUCAAGGGCUUGGACAAGGGCGGCGCCAAGCGCCACCGCAAUGUCCUGCGCGACAACAUCCAGGGCAUCACCAAGCCGGCGAUCCGGAGGCUCGCUCGGAGGGGCGGCGUCAAGCGCAUCUCCGGCCUCAUCUACAAGGAGACCCGCGGCAUGCUCAAGAUCUUCCUCGAGAACUACAUCCGCGACGCCGUCACCUACACCAAGAACGCCCGCCGCAAGACCGUCACCGCCAUGGACGUCGUCUAUGCGCUCAAGCGCCAAGUACGCACCCUCUACGGUUUCGGAGGCUGA